Fukomys damarensis (Damara mole-rat) is the source of this 1595-nucleotide messenger RNA. It is a transcript of the gene Ppp1r11, whose product is annotated as protein phosphatase 1 regulatory inhibitor subunit 11. Gene Ontology annotation, cellular component: nucleus. The record is from RefSeq and is a predicted model, not a curated record. Bases 205 to 585 code for a protein of 126 amino acids. The transcript has 3 exons. Lineage: Eukaryota; Metazoa; Chordata; Mammalia; Rodentia; Bathyergidae. Gene Ontology annotation, molecular function: protein phosphatase 1 binding; protein serine/threonine phosphatase inhibitor activity.
CCCGGAAGUGGGGAGCCGGAAGUGGGGUUGGACAGGUUAUCCCCAGGGGUGGGGAAGUAGAGGCCUUGAAGGAGGGGGAAAAAAGAAGGCGGAGGAUCCUGGCUACUACUCUGAAUCGGAUACCGAUUCUCUUAGAACUCAGAGUCACAGAUAUAGGGAAGAGUGUCUCACCCCAGUCGUCCUUUCCUUGCCUCAUCCUCAGCCAUGGCUGAAGCAGGGGCCGGGCUGAGUGAGACCGUAACUGAGACAACGGUUACCGUGACAACCGAACCCGAGAACCGGAGCCUAACUAUCAAACUUCGGAAACGGAAGCCAGAGAAAAAGGUGGAGUGGACCAGUGACACUGUGGACAAUGAGCAUAUGGGGCGCCGCUCUUCAAAAUGUUGCUGUAUUUAUGAGAAACCUCGGGCCUUUGGUGAGAGCUCCACUGAGAGUGAGGAAGAGGAAGAGGAAGGUUGUGGUCACACCCACUGUGUACGGGGCCACCGCAGAGGACGGCGUCACGCAACCCCCGGACCGACCCCCGCCACUCCUCCCCAGCCUCCUGACCCCUCCCAGCCCCCUCCAGGGCCAAUGCAGCACUAAAUUCCUUUCUUCCCCACCAUUCCUGUGUCUGUGUGGCCCUGAAUGUGUCCACAUGGCUACCUGGGAACUAAACCCACGGUUUGAUCCCUCUUCCUCUGCUCUGCCUGAUAGAGGGAAGAGGAAGAGAAGGAUGGACAGAGAUCCAUGCCUGGAAUUCUGACUUGCUGCUACUCCAGAACCCAGACCUCUGGGUUCCCCCAACCCUCAUUUCUCCUCCCAGUUCUCUCCCUGUCAGGGAUCUCGGCAUCUCGGUCCCAGUCUUCUGCCUUUGUUCUCACUGCCAAACUUCCUGUCCUGGGAUCCACUUGUGUGUCUUGGCUCCCUGCAUGCUCAACAUGAGUCUUACAUACUUAAGUUUGGUUUUUGAAAGUCCCAGCUUUCACUGCCAGGGUCCCAGUCAAAUUCCAGGCAACCUCACCCCAGCUAUGAGUGUUAAUCCUGGCUUAGAGCUCGUCCACGUAUGGAUUUAUAUACUCCUCAUUCUUAGUCCUUGCCUGUAGGAUGUGAGGUCUUCAGGGAGAGCACAGGGCCCAGCCUUUCCCCUCCUGUCUACCCCUUCAUCUUCUCAGAAAGAGCCAGGAGAGAGGUCUUUGUCAUUUGUACCACAAGGGAAAGUGGAACAGGAAAUAGUCAUGUCCUCUCUCCCCACAGUUCUGAUUUGAUACAGUAUUUCUGACAAAGCUGGCUUGAGACUGGUCACUUAGAACCAAUCGUUUCAGUCUUUGGCCUUUCAGCUUCAGAGACAUAGAGUAAAGUCCACGGCAGGGGCAGAUAAAGGAAAACAGUGGGAGUGAACAAGACGGGUUGUGUCUCCUACACGGCACUCCUACCCCUGCUAGGCUUGUCCACCAGCCCAGACAGCCAGUCGCCUCAGCUCUCCCACCCCUUACUGAGAUCUGGUUAUCAUUUUGUAGGCCUCUUGCUGUGCAGAGAUCAGUUACAUCCAUGCCACCACUGAGACCUCAUUUAUUGCCACAGAUGCACAAAAUAAAUAACCCAACAUCACAAAA